Molecule: messenger RNA, 4357 nt
Organism: Mycena citricolor
Lineage: Eukaryota; Fungi; Basidiomycota; Agaricomycetes; Agaricales; Mycenaceae
Source: the annotation of a GenBank genome assembly
UUUGUCGCGCACUCUGUUCCAGACCCCCGCUUUCGCCAUCGGGCCGCGCGUCUUUGGGGAUGAAGGAGGCGGUAUCUCAUCAGGCGCCUAAAAUCAUCAAACAGCUGCAAUUCAGCUUGCUUGAUGCCCAGGAGACCGUCAAGUUAUCCGAGUUCGAAGUCACUCAUAGGGAUCUUUACACUGCGACGGAGCGACUGCCGGUGAAGGAUGGGGUUCUAGAUCGGCGCUUGGGUACUUCAGACAAGAGCGCGUUCUGCGAGACCUGUGGACAGUCGGCUGUGAAUUGUGUCGGACACUACGCCUACAUCAAGCUCACGCUUCCCGUAUUCCAUGUGGGAUUCUUCAAGCACACCAUCGCGGUCCUGCAAUGCAUCUGCAAGACAUGUGCGCGUGUGCUGCUUGACGAAACCGAUCGACGCGUCUACAUCAAACGAUUCCGACGGCCCAACCUCGAAAACAUCCAGCGGCAGGCCAUCUCCAAAGCAGUCAAUACGAUGGCUCGCAAAGUCGUGCACUGCCCGUACUGCGCCGCGACGAACGGGACUGUGAAGAAAGUCGGUCCGCUGAAGAUCAUCCACGACAAAUUCCGCGCGAAAAAGACUGCUCCCGAGUUGGAGGCAUUCAGAAAAACCUUUGCCACCGCUGUGGAAUUCCAGAAGGAUCUUUUGGUGCACGUGAAUAAACCGAUAUUUGAGGAUUUGAAUCCGCUGAAAGUCCUGGAUCUGUUCAAACGCAUAUCGGACGAGGAUUGUGAACUGCUCGGUCUUCGACCUGCGUUUGGACGGCCGGAGCAGUUUCUUUGGCAGUACUUGUCUGUUCCGCCAGUCUGCAUCCGGCCGUCUGUUGCCCAAGAUGGUGCUUCCACUGAAGACGACUUGACCGUCAAACUUGCUGAAAUUGUAUUCACAAGUGCCCUUCUCAAGCAGGGAGUCACCAAGGGGGCACCAACACAGUCCUUCAUGGAAACAUGGGACAACCUGCAAACCUCGGUUGCAUUGUACAUCAACUCGGAAACCCCCGGUCUCAACAAAGAAGCCAACGCGAAACCAAUACGUGGAUUUGUUCAACGACUGAAAGGAAAACAGGGCCGUUUCCGAGGCAACUUAUCUGGCAAACGAGUCGACUUUUCUGGCCGCACUGUUAUCUCCCCCGACCCCAAUCUCCGAAUCGACGAAGUCGCUGUUCCAGAACGUGUCGCCAAAGUGCUCACCUACCCAGAACGCGUCACCAACCACAACAUCGAGAAGUUGCGUGCCGCUGUGCGUAAUGGAACUGAGGUCCAUCCCGGCGCGAAUUAUGUUGCGCGAGGAGAGAACAAGAAGUACCUCAAGUUCGGCAAUCGUGCUAUGAUUGCGGAUGGUCUUGCUGUCGGUGAUGUCGUCGAGAGGCAUGUGAUCGAUGGCGAUGUCGUGCUCUUCAAUCGUCAGCCCAGUCUUCACAAACUGUCUAUCAUGUGUCAUCGAGCAAAAGUGCGGCCGUGGAGAUCAUUUCGAUUGAAUGAGUGUGUAUGCGGACCUUACAAUGCUGACUUCGAUGGUGAUGAGAUGAAUCUCCAUGUUCCACAAACCGAGGAAGCUCGUACGGAAGCACUCGAACUGAUGAGCGUCAAGAACAACCUGGUUACCCCACGCAACGGAGAACCCGUCAUCGCAGCCAUCCAGGACUUCAUUACCGCAUCGUUCCUGCUCUCCAGGAAAGACCAGUUCUUCGACCGACGGCAGUUCACCCAGAUUUGCUGUUAUCUCGCAGACGCCGACUUGCAGAUCGACAUCCCACCACCCACGAUAUGGAAACCGGUCCGACUCUGGACAGGCAAGCAGAUCUUCAAUGUGCUAAUGCGACCGAACAAGAACUCGAAGAUCCAGGUGAAUGUCGAGAGCAAGUGCCAUAAAUGGGAAGAGGCGAAACCGGAGAACUAUCCGGCUAUACCGAAAUUGGCGAACGACAUGUCGCCCAACGAUGGAUGGCUUGUCGUGGUGAACAGUGAGAUCAUGUGCGGGGUGAUGGACAAGGCGACGGUGGGAAGCGGAAAGAAGAAGUCUAUCUUUGGUGUGAUCAUGCGAGAUUAUGGUCCUCAUGAAGCUGCUGUGGCCAUGGGCAGGUUGGCAAAACUGUGUGCGCGCUAUCUGGCUAACUACGGAUUCUCACUGGGCAUCAACGAUGUCAUCCCUGGUCCAGAGCUUUCUCAGAUGAAGGACAUGCUCGUCGAGAAGGCCUACGCGGACUGUCAAGACGCCAUCCAACUCGCGAAGAAGGGGAAGCUCGAAAACAAGCCUGGCUGUAAUCAAGAGCAAACAUUGGAGGCACACAUCUCCCGCAUUCUCUCCGAUGUUCGUGAAAAAGUCGGCCAGAUCUGCAUGAGAGAGUUGAGUCGGCAGAAUGCGCCGCUGAUCAUGGCUACUUGUGGUUCCAAGGGCUCUGUCAUCAACGUGUCGCAGAUGGUGGCUUGUGUCGGACAGCAAAUUAUCGCUGGUCACCGUGUGCCGGAUGGUUUCCAAGACCGUUCUCUGCCGCACUUCCCGAAGAAAUCCAAAGAGCCGCCAUCAAAAGGAUUCGUGCGCAACAGCUUCUUUUCGGGACUGCGCGCGACCGAGUUUCUGUUCCAUGCCAUCUCUGGGCGAGAAGGUCUGGUUGACACGGCGGUCAAAACUGCGGAGACCGGUUACAUGCAACGUCGGCUCAUGAAGGCGCUGGAAGAUCUUACGACGCAGUAUGACUUGAGUGUGCGCAACUCGACUGGUGGUGUCGUGCAAUUCCGGUACGGUGAUGACGGACUAGACCCUGCGUGUCUGGAGGGUGACGCCCAGCCGAUUGAGUUUGACCGUGCUUGGAGUCAUGCGACGGCCAUGGGCUCACGUUCUGAACGAGGUCUGCUGCCUUACGAAGUGAUUGCGAUUGUCGACCGUGAGCUCGGCACGAAGAGGUUCACCAGCGAGUGUACCUCGGCAUAUCUGGCCACCAUUCGCGGGUACACGACCGACCGCAUCGCGCAGCGGAUGGCGAAAGUGCGGAGCAGCUGGGGGAUGUUUGAUGCUAUCCAGAAGGAGGACAGCUGGGACUCGACGACGGAUCUGAGCAUGGGUGCCUCGCUCGAGGAACGCGCCAUCGUAGACAACAAGAGCAAGGUGACCGAGUCGCAGCUGAUGAUCUUCCUCGAGCUGUGCUGGGUGAAGUACGUCAAGGCGCGCAUCGAGCCGGGAUCGACAGUCGGCGCUGUUGGUGCGCAGUCCAUCGGAGAGCCCGGGACUCAGAUGACCUUGAAGACGUUCCACUUUGCUGGCGUCGCGUCGAUGAACGUCACACUCGGAGUGCCUCGUAUCAAGGAGAUUAUCAACGCCUCCAAGACAAUCAGCACCCCGAUUAUCAGCUGCAAGCUUGUGACGAGCAACAGCGAGGCGUCGGCUCGCAUUGUGAAAGGCCGGCUGGAAAAGACGAUGCUAGGAGAUAUCGCCAGUGUUCUCGAGGAAGCCUGGGCACCAGAAUACACAUAUCUCGGGAUCAUCCUGGACAUGGAUGCGAUCCAGAAGUUGCAGCUGGAGAUGACGAUCGACGACGUCAAGUGGGCCAUUGUUGGCGCGAGAAAGCUGAAGGUCAAGCAAGAGACGAUCACUGUGAUUCCGCGCAAAAACCGGAUUCGCAUCUACGUGGAUGGGGAGGACAAGUACUACCGGCUGCGAGAGCUGAUGCGCGGGCUGCCCGAUGUUGUGGUCAAGGGUGUGAACACAAUCCAGCGGGCGGUCAUCAACAUCAAGGACAAGGACGAUGUGCGGGGCCGGAAAGGCGACAAGGAGCUACUGGUCGAAGGAUACGGCCUGCAGCAGUGCAUGGUGACAGAGGGUGUCGUAGGGGAGUACACGACGUCAAACCAUGUGAUCGAGGUCGCGAAGGUGCUCGGCAUCGAGGCUGCGCGGCGGACGAUCAUCAACGAGAUCCAAUACACCAUGAAGUCGCACGACAUGAUCAUCGACCCACGGCAUGUGAUGCUCUUGGGCGACGUGAUGUCGUACAAGGGCGAGGUGCUCGGAAUCACGCGGUUCGGUGUGGCCAAGAUGAAGGACAGCGUUCUCAUGCUUGCCUCGUUCGAGAAGACGACAGACCACUUGUUCGACGCCUCGGCCUACGGCAAGAACGACAGCAUCGCGGGUGUGUCAGAGAGCAUCAUCAUGGGCAACCCAGCGGCCAAUUGUGGAACCUCCAUGCCUGCUCUGUUCUCGGUCGCGCCGCGGAUAAGCAAGCCGCGCACAUUGUUGUUCGAAGGGGCGUUCUAGCAUCACAUCUGUACUUUACCAUUUUGAGAGUGGACAAAAGCAAUCCAACUCCUCAAUGCCAUCUAACAUUGCAAUCGAGAAGGGAAAGG